CCACAACAAACGCAACAACAACAGCAUUGUUCCGAGGCGCAGCAAUCGAAAUUAAUGCAACGCCUGGCUAUGAUUGAUCAUUUGCCUAUCGGCACCUACGAAGGACAUAAAUCUGAAAAACUAAACGAGUGUGCUAUAUGCAUGAAUGAAUUUGUUGUUGGUGUCCCAAUUCGCUACUUACCUUGCAUGCACACAUAUCAUGUCGAAUGUAUUGAUAGUUGGUUAGUUAGAUCUUUUCAUUGUCCAUCGUGCAUGGAACCUAUUGAUGUCGCUUUAUUCUCAUCGUACGUUAAUGGAGUAGAUAUUGAUGCCGCAUUUGGUGGCGAAGAAAGUGAGUAUUGUCAUUAUAGUUUUAACUAA
Messenger RNA from Trichoplax adhaerens, 360 nucleotides. RefSeq lists its product as uncharacterized. Lineage: Eukaryota; Metazoa; Placozoa; Uniplacotomia; Trichoplacea; Trichoplacidae. The transcript has 2 exons. The record is from RefSeq and is a predicted model, not a curated record. The annotation marks the transcript as partial.